Lacerta agilis (Sand lizard) is the source of this 2509-nucleotide messenger RNA. RefSeq names its product deoxynucleotidyltransferase terminal interacting protein 2 (gene DNTTIP2). Gene Ontology annotation, molecular function: RNA binding. The record is from RefSeq and is a predicted model, not a curated record. The coding region runs from base 16 to 2505 and encodes 829 amino acids. Gene Ontology annotation, cellular component: nucleolus. Lineage: Eukaryota; Metazoa; Chordata; Lepidosauria; Squamata; Lacertidae. Gene Ontology annotation, biological process: RNA processing. The transcript has 7 exons.
CGCGCUGGAGUUUGAAUGCGGAGACCCCUCAGUCUGCCGGGAGCGCGCGUAGCCUCCGUGCGCGUGACCGGAGACCGCUGCGCCGCGAGCACUGCGGUGGAUCACUGCAGCCCUGAUGGCGGCGGCCGCGGGGAUCCUGCUAAAGUGCCCUUGCCCUUCCCAGAGCUGGACUCAAUGGAAGGCAGCACAUCUGUAAGGACAACUAGGAGAAGUAAAUUGAAUUUCCCUGCAAAAGUUGUUACUGAGCCUUCUCUUGAGAAAAUGAAGGAGUCUGAAACAAAAAUGGAUGCGGAAGAGCCUCCGCAAGUGCAAACGUCUCCAAAUAGGAGAAAGGCUGUAAAUUUGGCAGACUCAGUUGCUGAACUGCAGGCUGAUGGCGAUAUUUCUGAAGCAGAAUCAAAUUGCUCCUCUAUGUCUGGUCUUCAGACACCUUUGUUUAUAAGAAUAACAAGAAGGCGGAAAAUUGUAGUUCCUUGUCCACCAGAGACGCCCACUAAAAACAGGCAAAGCAAGAAAGCUCUUAUUAGUGAAGGAAGCAGAUGUCAAGAAGAUGAUGACGUAUCUGAAGCAGAAUCAUGUUCCUCCACUGUUUCAGGAGUGCGGACUCCAAAUGUUGUAAGAAUGACUAGAAUUCAGCAAGUCAAGACUACUGUUUCACCAGUGUGCGAGGCCCAAGCUGAAGAAGUUUCUGAUACAGAAUCAUGGUGCUCCGGUAUUUCUACAGAGCAAUCUGUCCAGUCUAAACGAAUAACCAGGAGCAUGCGGCUGAGAUUGCCCAAAGAAGCAAUGCCUCAGCCUGAAAGAAAAAGUGAAGCUGUGGUGGAAGAAGCAAAACUGACUGACUGUGUAACAAAAUCUGAGACUAUUGUAAUCUCUGAUUCAGAGCAACCUACAAAUUCUGAUUUAGAUGUAGACCAAGCCUCAUCUCUCUCAUCUCCUUUGAUAAAUGAGCAACCUAGCCCCUGUAAAACAAAGUGCCAUUCUGAAUCUGUUCUCCACAAUGAUCCAAAACAGAUUGUGUCAAGCGGCUCCCCACAAAAGACAAGAGAAUGCUCCAAAAAAUCACCUAAAAAAAAUGAGAGGAACUGUGAAUCUGUGGGCAGUGUGGAGGUAAAGAUAAGACAGGAGAAAGAUAUCAAGGAAUUGGUCACGAAACAAAUAUUAGCUGAUGUAUGUGAAAUUGAGGAAAGCACAGAGGAAGUGUGUGAUCUAACUUUAGAAAAACCCAUAAAGGUAACUAAAAACCAGUCGCCUAUAAAAAAUAAUUCAGACAUUUCUCCAUAUGAUGACAUAAAACUUGAUCAAUCUAGUAUGCCCCUGAAACAGACAACUGCUAAAAAAAACAAAAGCAAUGUGGAACCCCCAAAAAUGGAUACUGGAAAGGUUACACGGUAUCAUGUAGAAGAGGCAAUAAAGGUAGGCAAGCCAUCAAAAAUAGGUAGCCCACAAAAGAAUAUUAUUCAGUCACGAAAUAUAGAAAGCAACAGUGAUGACUGCAGGAUUUCUGUUGCAAGUUCAGACAGUGAAGGAAGGCAAGAUGAACCAGUUGCUGAAUCAUCUUCACAUACAACCGAAACAGGGCAUGAAACACAUUUGACUGUGUCACUUCUUACAAGUGAUGAGAGUGAAGAAUCUGAAAACAGUGAUUUAGAAGAAAUUAAUGAAGUAGAAACAAUUGCCAGUUCGACAGAUACUAGUAAAAAACCAACUACCACCUUACAUGAAUCACAUAGUGAAGAACUAUUUGUAAUUGAUAAAACUCCUGGCUUGGACUCCACCAGAUCAUGGUAUUUAGAAGAGAAAGACACAGAAGAUAAUCAACAAAGUGAGGAAUCCUCUGAACUGGAAGACAAUGCAGAAGAAUUUAUAGAUGAGGAAGAUUUAAUAAAUGAAAAUAAUAAAAUUUUAUCAUUUUCAAGCAGCAUUGAUCCUGGUCUAAAUGUUAAAAACCUUGGAGGCUUAUAUAUUAGUUUUGAUGCAGGAAAGCAGAAAUCUGGCUUCCAUGGAGUUGUGCCACUAAAGGACAAAAAGAAAGAUGAGCUUUUGAAAAAGAGUGUUAUAACUCCAGAUUUUGAAAAAAAGGAAUCUGUUCCACCUUUAAAAGAAUCGGUCCACCAGCUGAAGAAACAACGUAGGGCAGAGCGAGAGAAAACAACAGGCAAUGGUUGGUUUGGUAUGAAAGCCCCAGAAAUGACUGAUGAAUUGAAAAAUGACCUUAAGGCUCUGAAGAUGAGGGCAGCCAUAGAUCCUAAGAGAUUUUAUAAAAAGAAUGACAGAGAAGGUCUCCCCAAAUACUUUCAGGUUGGAACUGUUGUGGAUUCUCCAAUAGACUUUUAUCAUGCUCGAAUUCCCAAGAAAGAGAGGAAGAAGAACAUAGUGGAAGAACUUCUGGCGGAUUCUGAGUUUAGAAGAUAUAAUAAAAGGAAGUAUCAAGACAUCGUUGCUGAAAAAGCAGCCCUUGCAGCAGGCAAGAAGUAUCGGAAGAAGAAAAAAUUCCGCACAUAGCUUU